UCAGGUGACCGCGCGCGGUCACGUGACCCGGCCCGAGUGCGGGCGGUGGAAGGCGGAAGUGGGAGAGGAGUUGAGCGCCGCUUCUCGGGCCCGGGCAGUUUCACGGUGAUGACAUGGCAUCUGCCAGUUCCAGCCGACCAGGAGUGGCCCUGCCUUUUGAGAAGUCUCAGCUUACUCUGAAAGUGGUGUCCGCCAAGCCCAAGGUGCAUCAUCGGCAGCCUCGAAUUAACUCCUAUGUGGAAGUGGCGGUGGACGGACUCCCCGGUGAGACCAAGAAGACUGGGAAGCGCAUUGGGAGUUCAGAGCUGCUCUGGAAUGAGAUCAUCAUCCUGAAUGUCACGGCCCAGAGUCAUUUAGACCUGAAGGUCUGGAGCUGCCAUACCUUGAGAAAUGAGCUGCUAGGCACCGCCUCUGUCAACCUCUCCAGCGUCCUGAAGAACAAUGGGGGCAAGAUGGAAAACACGCAACUGACGUUGAACCUGCAAACAGAGAACAAAGGCAGCGUUGUGUCAGGCGGAGAGCUGACAAUUUUCCUGGACGGGCCAACUGUUGAUCUGGGAAGUGUGCCUAAUGGCAGUGCCGUGACGGAUGGAUCGCAGCCGCCUUCCAGGGAAUCCAGUGGGACCACUGCAGCACCGGAGAACCGGCACCAGCCCCCCAGCACAAACUGCUUUGGCGGCAGGUCCCGGGCGCACAGACAUUCAGGUGGCUCAGCCAGGACAACCACAGCACCCGGCGAUCAAAGCCCUGGUACCAGGAACCGACACCGCCAGCCUAGCAAGAAUCCAAGCCACAGUGGCCUGACCAACGGCACAGUGAAUGACGAGCCCGCUGCAGCCACUGAUCCUGAAGAACCUGUUGUUGGUGUGACGUCCCCGCCUGCUGCAGCCCUGAGUGUGACCCCGAGCCCCAACAUCACAUCCCUCCCUGCUCCAGGCACACCGGCCGAAGGAGAGGAGCCCAGCACCUCGGGCACGCAGCCGCCGCCAGCCACCCCAGCCCCCACCCCAGCCCCCGAUGCUCUGCCCGCCGGAUGGGAGCAACGAGAGCUGCCCAAUGGGCGUGUCUAUUAUGUUGACCACAAUACCAAGACUACCACCUGGGAGCGGCCUCUUCCUCCAGGCUGGGAAAAACGCACAGAUCCGCGAGGCAGGUUUUACUAUGUGGAUCACAACACACGGACCACCACGUGGCAGCGGCCCACAGCUGAGUAUGUGCGCAGCUAUGAGCAGUGGCAGUCACAGCGGAGUCAGCUCCAAGGGGCCAUGCAGCACUUCAGCCAAAGAUUCCUCUACCAGUCUUCAGGCACUUCGAUUGACCAUGAUCCCCUGGGCCCCCUCCCUCCCGGCUGGGAGAAAAGACAGGACAAUGGUCGGGUGUAUUACGUGAACCAUAACACACGCACGACCCAGUGGGAGGACCCUCGGACCCAGGGCAUGAUCCAGGAGCCAGCAUUGCCUCCAGGGUGGGAGAUGAAGUACACCAGUGAGGGCGUGCGGUACUUCGUGGACCACAACACCCGCACCACCACCUUUAAGGAUCCUCGCCCUGGGUUUGAAUCCGGGACGAAGCAAGGCUCCCCCGGUGCCUAUGACCGCAGUUUCCGAUGGAAGUAUCACCAGUUCCGUUUCCUCUGCCAUUCAAAUGCCCUGCCCAGCCAUGUGAAGAUCAACGUUUCCAGGCAGACCCUUUUUGAGGAUUCUUUCCAACAGAUCAUGAACAUGAAACCCUACGACCUGCGCCGCCGGCUCUACAUCAUCAUGCGUGGCGAGGAGGGGCUGGACUACGGAGGCAUCGCCAGAGAGUGGUUUUUCCUCCUGUCGCAUGAGGUGCUCAACCCAAUGUACUGUCUGUUUGAAUAUGCCGGGAAGAACAACUACUGCCUACAGAUCAACCCUGCCUCCUCCAUCAACCCUGACCACCUCACCUACUUCCGCUUCAUCGGCAGGUUCAUUGCUAUGGCUCUAUACCAUGGCAAGUUCAUCGACACAGGCUUCACCUUGCCUUUCUACAAGCGGAUGCUCAACAAGAGACCCACCCUGAAAGACCUGGAGUCCAUCGACCCUGAGUUCUACAACUCCAUUGUGUGGAUCAAAGAGAACAACCUGGAAGAGUGUGGCCUGGAGCUGUACUUUAUCCAGGACAUGGAGAUACUGGGCAAGGUGACAACACACGAGCUAAAGGCCGGUGGCGAGAGCAUCCGUGUUACUGAGGAGAACAAGGAGGAAUAUAUCAUGCUGCUGACUGACUGGCGUUUCACCCGUGGUGUGGAAGAGCAGACCAAAGCCUUCCUGGACGGCUUCAACGAGGUAGCCCCACUCGAGUGGCUGCGCUACUUUGAUGAGAAAGAGUUGGAGCUGAUGCUGUGCGGCAUGCAGGAGAUAGACCUGAGCGACUGGCAGAAGAACACCAUCUACCGGCACUACACCAAGAGCAGCAAGCAGAUCCAGUGGUUCUGGCAGGUGGUGAAGGAGAUGGACAAUGAGAAGAGGAUCCGCCUGCUGCAGUUUGUGACUGGAACCUGCCGCUUGCCUGUCGGGGGAUUCGCCGAACUCAUUGGGAGCAAUGGACCCCAGAAGUUCUGCAUCGACAAGGUUGGCAAGGAAACCUGGCUGCCCAGAAGCCAUACCUGUUUCAACCGGCUGGAUCUGCCCCCUUACAAGAGCUAUGAACAGCUGAAGGAGAAGCUACUGUACGCCGUUGAGGAGACCGAGGGCUUCGGACAGGAGUAAUCUAUCUAGCCUGCCCUUUCCCACAUCCCCAGCUCUCGUGUAGUUCAGAGUCCUCCCUGCCUAAGAGGCUGCUGGCCACAUAGCCCCUCAGGAGGCCCAUAUGGGUGGUGGCCCCACAUGGAAUCACCCUGCCAGCUUUCUGGUGGCCAAAGUGACCCCAGGAGGCCCUCUGGCAGUCUGGAAUAAAACCCCAUCACGUUUGGCCACCUCACCCAUUGCAAAGUCUGGAGGGCUGCCUCUCUCUAGAACACCCUUCCUUCCCCUCAGACCAACCCCAGGUGUGGUGUUUGAGUGUCUGAGGGUCGGUGUCUGCCCUGGGCCAGCUGAGUGAGCUGGAGGUCGGGCACAGUGUGAGUUGGCCCUCCCUGGGUGGGAGGCCAAGGCUGCUGGACUCCAGCCAGGGCUCAGACCCAGCUCCUGCCAGCCCCUUGCGUCUUCACCCAGCAGGGUCGAGCCUGUGGCCUGAGUGUCUGAGGGAGGGUGCAGCAGACUCCGUACGUCGUCUUCUGUCCUUUUAUAUAAACUUGAAGCAUUCGUGUAGGGUGACUUUAUGUUUUGUUUUCGGUAUGCUGCUGUCACUCUGGAUCAAGGAGUUGGGCCCUGGCCCUGUGGGGCCGUGUAGGUCCCAGUGCCACUGGUCAGAGCCUCUCCCCAACAGCUGUUCCCCUCAGGGCCCCCACACAGUGGGAGGUGGGCAUUGUGAGCACCAUUCCUGGCCUUGGCCCUCCUAACCUGGAGGAGAGCUCCAUUGCCAGGUACUGGCUGUCCAGGCUGGCUGUCAGUGUUGUUCAGAGCAAAGCCCACUCUGGCUGCUGAGGGGGUGUCUGUGCUGACCCAUGGGAACCAGCAGAAGGGCCCUAAGCUGCUGCGAGGCCGACUUGAUUUCUUGAGCUCCAGCCAGCCUCCAACAACAAGGGGGAUUCUGCUGUUGGCUGACGUCUUCAAGGUGCACAGGUCCUCUGGGGUGCUGGAGUAGCAACCAUGGCAGACUGCCUGCUGCAGACCCCCAGCAUUUCAGUGCUGAGCCCCAUCCUCAGGCUCUCAGGCCAGCUCUGGGGCGAUGCAAGGGUAGUGUCACCUCCUCAGCUCUCUCCAGGCUGCGGCUGCCACUGUGUGUGUGCGUGCUGAUGUGGGGGGCACAGCUUACUGCAGCUCAAGCCCUUCUGUCCCCUUGGUCACUUGCUGUACUUCCCCACGCAUGUCACCAUGCAGGCGCUCUUGGUACAGGCAGGAGUGUGAGCUACCUGGGCAAUUGGGAAAUGUCAGGGUCAUGGGUAUUCCUGCGUGUUCAUGUGUGUGCAUACAUGUGUGUGUGUAAUUGAAGUGUCUGUGCGGAAUGCCCCGUGAUAGCCCCAGCUUGGUGGACAGAUUGUUUUGUUACACCCGCCCUGCCUUGGUAUUGCCAGUGUCUUGUGCAAUAAACAGUCAGCAGCU
Ochotona princeps (American pika) is the source of this 4166-nucleotide messenger RNA. RefSeq names its product WW domain containing E3 ubiquitin protein ligase 2 (gene WWP2). NCBI's taxonomy places the organism in Eukaryota, Metazoa, Chordata, Mammalia, Lagomorpha, Ochotonidae. Bases 114 to 2732 code for a protein of 872 amino acids. The record is from RefSeq and is a predicted model, not a curated record. The transcript is spliced from 24 exons. Gene Ontology annotation, biological process: negative regulation of transcription by RNA polymerase II; ubiquitin-dependent protein catabolic process; protein K63-linked ubiquitination. Gene Ontology annotation, molecular function: protein binding; ubiquitin protein ligase activity.